UUUUAAAUAUGUUUAGAGGCUGUUAGUUCAGAACAGGUUUAAGGUAAGUACGUUUCACUACUAGACAACGUGCUGUUGCAUACAGUACUUCAAAAUUCGAGUCAACGCAAUAAAAAAUGUCGAACGACAAAACACCCGAUUUAUUUGAUAAACCUGCAAGACAAUAUAAUAGUAGUGGAAGAGCACUGGCUGAAGAUGCGAUUCGUCUGCAAAAAUGGUUAGAAACACAACCCCAUCUUCCAAAAAUGUUGGAUACACAGGCUGUCAAAAAUUUUUUACUCCUCAAUAAAUGUAGUUUUGAGAUUACGAAGCAAAAAAUCGACAACUAUUAUUCCGUCAGGGCAAAAGUACCAGAUAUAGCUUUCGAAAUCAAUCCGAAACGUCCCUGCCACCAAGAGUUUAACGAUAUGGUAUAUUUCGUGGAUUACCCUCAACUAACCGACGAAAUGUACAAAAUCACUUACUUCAAAGCAAAAGGAGGAUUUCUACCAGACAAUUACGAACCUAUAAAUAUCCCAAGAAAAUAUUUUAUUAUGCAGGAGCUUAAACUGAGAUACGAUGUCAUGCAUGGGGAUAUUCUGGUCUUCGACUGCAAAGGACACACCUUAAAUAUCGCCCUUAAAGUCACACCAGUGUUGGCUUACAAAACUAUAGUUCUGCUUUAUCAACAAGUUUUCUCUAUACGAAUUAAGGCCGUGCACUUGAUAAACAUGCCACCAAUUUUGAAAACCGUCUUGAAUUUAGUAAAAAGCCUCUUGAGUCCAAAACUUGCCGCAAGGAUUUAUGUUCACGGAGACGAAAAUAUUUUGAAGAAACUCAUUCCUCUGAACUUGCUUCCUGUCGAUUUUGGAGGAGAUGGAUUAUCCUUGGAAGAAUUGGAAGGUAUCCUUAAAGCAAGGUGUGCGAAAAACCAGGAGUUGUUUGAGCGUUUGGGUGAAAUUAAAGUUGAUGAAAAUUUGAGACCGGAGAAGCUGGAGGACGACGACACUUUAGGGGUUUAUGGUAGUUUUAAGAAACUUGAAAUCGAUUAAACCAUUUUUUUAAUGUACUCAAUUCUGUAACAAAAUUUUGUCUUAAAAUCGACUCUUCUUCCGAAUCUUAUUAAAAAAAAAGUUAUAACUUCAUGUAA
Zophobas morio is the source of this 1129-nucleotide messenger RNA. RefSeq names its product alpha-tocopherol transfer protein-like. Bases 117 to 1031 code for a protein of 304 amino acids. Gene Ontology annotation, molecular function: phosphatidylinositol bisphosphate binding. The transcript is spliced from 6 exons. Lineage: Eukaryota; Metazoa; Arthropoda; Insecta; Coleoptera; Tenebrionidae. Gene Ontology annotation, cellular component: membrane. The record is from RefSeq and is a predicted model, not a curated record.